GGUUACAUUGCAGCCCGUGCGCGCAGGGACAAUUGAGGGGUGAAGUAGUAACGCGGAAUGAAGGCUGAAUGAGAGGCUAGUGUAUGGCACUUGGGCAUUUAAAGAGAUUGGGAGGGUGCUUCCUCCUCUACUCUCGCAGUACAAGCGGCCUUUGGCGGUGGCACGCCGGGUUAUCGCACGGUAAUGCUGAAGUGUUCACGUUCAGAGUGUAACUGACCCACACCUACCAAGGCAAACCCAGGACGGGGUACAAGGGGACUAAAGAUGGAUGACAAGUCCAAAAUGCACAGGACCACCGUACUGGAAUUUGGAGGUCCUCUAGGUGCACUAUUACUCCCCAUGCUGCUGCCCUGCACCUUACUCUACCUGCUGCUCGCAUGUCGCACCCAGGAUGCAAGUGUCUUCAAAGUCCCCUCUGCCCUGCCGACUCCGAGUGAGCUCUGGGACCUCGACAUGUUCCUGUUGGUUCUAGGCUGGUUUAGCCUGCAGGCUGUCCUGUACAUGCUUCCUCUCGGUAAGGUUACCCAGGGAAUGCCGCUCCGAGAUGGCAGUAGGCUCUCCUACCGAAUUAAUGGGCUCCAGGCCUUUGCCAUCACCACCCUGCUGGCCGGCCUCGGCAUCUUCGUGGGGCUGCGGCUGAGCUCAGUCCAUGACCGGUGCGUGCAGCUGGCGGUCUCUGCCAUCGUGGCUUCUUUCGCGCUGAGCAUCUUCCUGUACGCCCGCUCGCUGUGCGUGCCGGAGUCUGCACUGGCGCCUGGUGGAAACUCAGGCAACCCGAUUUAUGACUUCUUUAUUGGCCAUGAGCUGAACCCUCGGAUCGGGAGCUUUGACCUCAAAUAUUUCUGUGAACUGCGACCGGGAUUGAUUGGCUGGCUGGUUAUCAACCUGGCGAUGCUGAUGAAGGAAUCCGAAUUGCGAGGGAGCCCGUCCCUUGCGAUGAUUCUCGUCAAUUCCUUCCAGCUCCUGUACGUGCUAGAUGCCCUCUGGCAUGAGGAAGCAGUCCUGACCACGAUGGACAUCGUGAACGAUGGCUUUGGCUUCAUGUUGGCCUUCGGAGACUUGGCCUGGGUACCUUUCACGUACAGUCUGCAGGCGUACUUUUUGGUCAGCCACCCCCAGGAGCUCACCACAACCACAGCGGCAGCCAUCAUCCUCCUCAACGCUCUUGGGUAUUUUAUAUUCCGCAGUGCAAACUCACAGAAGAACGCUUUCCGCAGGAACCCCAAUGAUCCUAAAGUGGCGGGGCUGGAGACGAUCCCCACGGCAACCGGGAGACAGCUUUUGGUCUCGGGCUGGUGGGGCCUGGUGCGACACCCGAACUAUCUCGGGGAUCUGAUCAUGGCUCUGGCCUGGUCCCUGCCCUGCGGUUUGGCACACGUUCUCCCAUAUUUCUACGUUAUCUAUUUCACCAUUUUGCUGAUCCACCGCGAGGCGAGAGACGAGCAUCAGUGUCGGAGGAAGUAUGGUUCAGCGUGGAGCGAAUACUGCAAGCGAGUCCCCUACCGAAUCUUCCCGUACGUGUACUGAAGGGGGGGGGUGCGGAGAGUGCGCGCCUGCCUCGCUUUUCCUCCGCUUGCCACCCCGUGAAUCCACUGACUCCUUUCCCUCCCCUCAAUAAGGCGAGUCCUUCAGGCCUCUGGGCCUGCUGGAUGUUCUGGACUGGACACUCUCGAUCCACUUGGCAAGUCCAAUAUGCCCCCCACCCCCCCCCACCGGUGCCCACUUACACCACUGGGAUCGUGACGAGCAGCUGGAACCUUGGCAAAGAUUGCUGCCCCCGUCUCCACUCUCGGACAGGUUGACGCUCAGGGCUGCAACUUGUCCAUAUUGGCUCUCCGCUGCAUCUGGUGGUCUAAGACACUGGGGUCAUUUUGAAACCCCUUUCUCGAGCAAGACGCCACAUGAGUAUGUGACACAGGUUUGGUGUUGACGGUGACAAAUUGGCUAAAGCCGAACUUAACAGGCGACCGCAAAGGCCUAGACGGUUUUCACUGUGUCGAUACAGAGCCUGAAGCUGAGCUGCAGAUCAUUUUAGACAAAGUUAGGCUGUUCAUUUCUUACAAGUUAAGCCAGUGAGUCAGCUGAGGGAGGUAACCAAACUCGUACGAGUCUUGCAAAAGCGAAAUCACAUUAGCCAAAGGCUUUACUUGAUCGGAACCUGCCUUGCCGUCUCGACUGAUAUACCCCAGCUGCCGGGAAUCCAAUGCUGUUCUAGAUUCUGUGCUCGCUGAUUGUUUUGAUAGGCCAAGCUCCUCCAAAACCUGGCUCUAUUGACUAGGUUUGUGGUCUAAAUUGGGAACGUCUGAGUUUUUUUUUGCCUUCACUGGUACGUAGUGGGAGGCCUCUUGGGCCAAGUUCAUGAACCUCAUUAAUCUCCAGUUGUUGGUACUAACAGAUCCUGGAGUUUUGAUGAUGAUUCUUUGUUCACGAGAUGUGGGCAUUGAUGGCAAAGUUACCUCUCGUUGAUUGCCCUUGAGAAGGUGCUGGUGAGUUGCCACCUAGAAUGCAUCUGAGUGGCUUCCUUGGUCAUUUUGGGGAUAGUUUAAGAGUCAACCAUAUUGCUGUGGAUUUUUAAAAAAAAAUUAUUUGUUCAUGAAUGCCCUUUAGGGAAGGAAAUCUUCCUACAUGUGAUUCAAGACCUUACAAAAGGCACUGCUGUAGCUCGCCAAGCUUCCUUUGACAGCACCUUCCAAACCUGCGACCUCCACUAUAGGCCUCACUGGCUAGACCUGCAUUUAUUGCCCAUCCCUAAUUGCCUUUGAGAAGGUGGUGGUGAGCUGCCGCCUUGAACUGCUGCAGUCACCAAGGCUCCUUAGACAACACCUUCCAAACCCACGAUCUCUACC
Molecule: messenger RNA, 2846 nt
Organism: Carcharodon carcharias (great white shark)
Lineage: Eukaryota; Metazoa; Chordata; Chondrichthyes; Lamniformes; Lamnidae
Gene: tm7sf2
Product: transmembrane 7 superfamily member 2
Exons: 11
Coding region: 265-1527 (420 amino acids)
Biological process (GO): sterol biosynthetic process
Cellular component (GO): nuclear inner membrane; endoplasmic reticulum membrane
Molecular function (GO): oxidoreductase activity, acting on the CH-CH group of donors, NAD or NADP as acceptor
Source: RefSeq, a predicted model, not a curated record